Messenger RNA from Hydractinia symbiolongicarpus, 1530 nucleotides. RefSeq names its product heterogeneous nuclear ribonucleoprotein A3 homolog 2-like. Lineage: Eukaryota; Metazoa; Cnidaria; Hydrozoa; Anthoathecata; Hydractiniidae. The transcript is spliced from 5 exons. The record is from RefSeq and is a predicted model, not a curated record. Bases 141 to 1220 code for a protein of 359 amino acids.
CACCUGCACAGCACAUUGAAAACUUUAUCAUUGUCUUAUUUUAUUUCAGCCAAUCAAUCUUUACUUCUGUUUAAAAUUGUUUAUUUAUAGAUUAUAUAUAUCUAAAUAAAAUGGUAAAUCAAAAAUUGUGAUUAUGAAAAAUGGUUGUCACUUCUGCACCAACUCCCAAGGUUGCUGUUGAAGAGGAAAGCUUUCCAACUGCUGCCAUUAUUGUGAUAGCUGUUGGCGGGUAUAUGGUAUUGUUCGUCAUAGGCUUAAUUAUUCGGAAAUGUAUUGUGUCAAAAGAAGGGAACUGCUGUCCAACAUGGUGUUCAGAGCUGUGCUCAUGUCAAUCAUGUUGUAAUUCAGCAACAGACGAACCAGGUUGUAUGACGAAAUGUGCUCAAUCUUGCGACUGGUCUAUACCAUCUAAGAAGACUUGUAUGGAUUCCUGCUGUCCUACAAAACAGUGGUGUGACGACACAUUUUGUUUCUGCAUGUCAAAACAACCUCAAGGGGAAUGCUGUAAAUGCGACGCUUGUUCGUGUGGAGAAUGUGGAGACUGCUGCGACUGUCCUGAGUGUAAAGAUUGUUUUAACGAAUGCAAAUGUGAAUGUUGUGCUCAACCGGAAACCAUCGACUGUUGCUGUAUUGAGGUAAAGCUUUCCGGCUCUAACAACCCCCCUCAGGGUGGUGUGCACCAACAUAGUGGUCAUAUGAACCAAGGCGGUCACAUGAAUCAAGGUGGCUACAUGAACCAAGGCAGUUAUAUGAAUCAAGGCGGUUAUAUGAACCAAGGCGGUUAUAUGAACCAAGGCGGUUAUAUGAACCAAGGCGGUUAUAUGAACCAAGGCGGUUAUAUGAACCAAGGUGAUUACACUGACCAGGGUGUUUAUAUGGGUCCAAGCGGUGGUAAUAUGGGUCUAGGCGGUGGCAACAUGGGCGGCUCUAUAAUUCAGCAGCCUGGUUAUAUGCGUCAAAUGUCCGGUAGCGUGCAUCGAAGCCAACCAGGACAAUUUAAUGCAGGUCAAUCCGGAUCGUUUUAUCCGGGUCAAAUGAUGAACGAACCACCUGUCAGUUUUAAUAGAUCCUCCUCAAUGAUGAGCAAUCCGCAAUUAAAUAGUGGUUUAGGUAUGCGUAACCAACCUGGUGUGAACAGUAGUUUAAGUAAUAAGGAGGGAAGCAUAAACGCUGGCGGUGGAGGAAUGUUUUAUGCAAGGUCGUCGAACCAACAAACGUGACGAAAGUUUGACUCCGCAGAACAUUUUGAACUGACUACAAACGACGAACAGAAAGUAUAAAAGCGAGAUUUUUUAUUUGUUCUUUAAUGUGUUCUACGCAAGGAUCCCCGAUGAAAAAAAGAAUGCCAAUGGAUUUUUCCUUGUCAUUGUAUUUUUUUAAAUCUUCUAGAGCCUCCCCCUUUAAAUUGCGUAAACCGUGUCUUUUGUUUGUUUGUUUAUUUUGCUAUGUGGUUUUAUGUUUUUUGUCAAAUUUGUAAAAUAAAUGUAAAUAUUUUCCUUUUUAAUUUAUUUACAAUAAUAGCUAUACUGA